AUGGCCGUCGCAGCUGCUCAGAAGAACCGCGAAAUGUUCGCCAUCAAGAAGUCAUACAGCAUCGAGAACGGUUACCCGUCUCGUCGCCGCUCGCUCGUAGACGAUGCCAGGUUCGAGACACUGGUUGUCAAACAGACCAAACAAAGCGUACUGGAAGAAGCACGCGCCCGCGCCAAUGACUCUGGCUUGGAUUCCGAUUUUAUCCAAGACGGGAUUCUUAUUGGCAAUGGUGAUAACUCGCCGACUGUCGAAGAUGGCACCCAACAAGACGAGACUAAGAAUGGUCACCUCGCUGAUGCUGAUAUCGGUGAUGAUGCUGGUAAAACGGACGAGGAUUAUACUCUGACCGAGGAAGAAAUAAUUCUGCAAAAUGCAGCAAGUGAAUCUCCCGAGGCAGAGCAGGCUAUCCAACAAGCCGCGUUACUGCUACGCAUGCGAGAUGGAAUGGGCUCACUGGCUCGCAUCCUCAAGACCAUCGAUAACUACAAGGGAUGCGUGCAGCAUCUCGAAACUCGUCCUUCCCAGCUGACCGGCGUCCAGUUCGAUGCCCUCGUCAAAGUUAGCAUGUCUCGCAUCAACUUAUUGCAACUUAUCAGAUCUCUUCGACAGUCAACCUCUUUCGCUGGAGUUAACCUCGUAUCUGAGAACAACAUCUCAAGCAAAACCCCAUGGUUCCCGCGCCAUGCUUCGGAUCUCGAUAAUUGCAAUCACCUUAUGACCAAAUUUGAACCUGAAUUGGAUAUGAACCAUCCUGGUUUCGCGGACAAGGACUACAGGGAGCGAAGGAAGCAAAUAGCCGAAAUUGCUUUCGCCUACAAAUACGGAGACCCGAUCCCAUCUAUUACCUACAAGGAUUCUGAGAACGCUACUUGGCAGCGAGUAUUCAACACUGUGUUGGAUCUUAUGCCUAAGCACGCCUGCAGAGAGUACAAGAUCGCAUUUGGAAAACUGCAGGAGGCAAACAUCUUCGUGCCGCAACACAUUCCUCAGCUCGAGGAUGUGAGCAACUUCCUCCGCAAGCACACCGGGUUCACGCUGCGCCCUGCUGCUGGUCUCCUCACUGCUCGCGACUUCCUUGCUUCCCUUGCAUUCCGUGUCUUCCAGUCGACCCAGUACGUUCGCCACGCCAACUCGCCGUUCCACACCCCAGAACCUGAUUGUAUUCACGAGCUCCUCGGACACAUACCUCUAUUGGCUGACCCCAGCUUCGCCCAGUUCUCACAAGAGAUUGGUCUCGCAUCUCUUGGCGCUUCGGACGCUGAAAUUGAAAAGCUCUCUACUGUGUACUGGUUCACCGUUGAAUUCGGACUGUGCAAGGAGAACCAACAGCUGAAGGCGUACGGUGCCGCUCUCUUGUCCUCAAUUGGCGAAUUACUGCAUGCUCUCAGUGACAAGCCGGAAUUGAGGCCUUUCGAGCCAGCAUCCACCUCUGUACAGCCCUACCAGGACCAGGAAUAUCAACCGAUCUACUAUGUAGCCGAAAGUUUUGAAGAUGCCAAAGAUAAAUUCAGACGCUGGGUGUCCACCAUGUCGCGUCCUUUCGAAGUGCGCUUCAACCCGCACACGGAGCGCGUGGAAGUGCUCGACUCCGUGGACAAGCUGGAGACACUCAUCUGGCAGCUGAACACCGAAAUGUUGCACCUUACCAACGCCGUCAAGAAGCUCAAGGACUCUCAUUUCGAGUAA
Molecule: messenger RNA, 1686 nt
Organism: Spodoptera littoralis (African cotton leafworm)
Lineage: Eukaryota; Metazoa; Arthropoda; Insecta; Lepidoptera; Noctuidae
Source: the annotation of a GenBank genome assembly